Plasmodium relictum is the source of this 2700-nucleotide messenger RNA. Its product is annotated as dynein intermediate chain, putative. Gene Ontology annotation, biological process: inner dynein arm assembly; cilium movement involved in cell motility. The record is from RefSeq and is a predicted model, not a curated record. The transcript is spliced from 17 exons. Lineage: Eukaryota; Apicomplexa; Aconoidasida; Haemosporida; Plasmodiidae. Gene Ontology annotation, molecular function: dynein light chain binding; dynein heavy chain binding. The coding region runs from base 1 to 2700 and encodes 899 amino acids. Gene Ontology annotation, cellular component: inner dynein arm.
AUGAAGGGGAAAAAUAACGCACUUAUAGAAAGAAAAGAAAAAGAUCAAAAAAAGAAAAAGGAAAAAAAGGAAAAUGAAAAAUUAGAAAAUAGAAAAAAAGAAAAUAUUAAGAAAAAAAUUGAUAUGAAAAAAAAAAAUGAAAUAGAUAUUAAAAAUAAAAAUGAAGUAGAUAUUAAAAAUAAAAGUGAUACUGAUAUAAAAAAUAAAAAUGAAAAAGAAUAUGAUGAAAAAAGAAAAAUAGAAAGUGAUAUAAGAAGUAGAAGCGAUAAUAAUGAAAAAAAAAAUAAUAUUUUAAAAAAUUCAACAUUAACCGAUAUGUACUUAUCAAACGGAAAUUCAGAAAAAUUAGGGGUUACACAAAUGAAUCAUAAAAAUUUCAAUUCUCUAAUAAGUGUUGUAAAUAUAGAAUUAGAAAAAAAUAUAAAAAAUAUAUUAGGAGUAAAUUUUUGUGAUGAAUUAAGAAAUGCAAUUUUUAAAAAUUCCUAUUCUGACUAUAAUUUUGAUGAUAUUUUAAUUUUUAGAAAUCCUCAAAAGUAUUACAAAAAAAAUUAUGCAUUAGUUGUAGAUAUAAAAACAUUUUCUUACUUCAUAAAGAAAAAUAAAAAUUCUACAGUAAAUUUAGAUGAAAAUAAAAAUAAAAAUAACGGAAUAGAUAAUUCUAAUGAAAAAGAAGAAUUAAAUUGUAUUUUUAUUAAACCAAAGGAAUAUAUUUCAUUAAAUGAAGAAGAAAUUAAAAAAGAAAUAAAAUCAACAAAUAUAAUAGAAAAUAGGAAAAAAUUUAAAAAGUAUAUAUAUAUUGAUAAAAAGAAAAAAAUAUAUAAAAAACCUGAGUUUAUGGAAAAAAAUGAGUUCACAUCCAUUAAAAAUAAUACAAUACAUAAUUCUGUGUUAAAAGAGAAAACUUUAGAUUUUUUUUCAAAAAAUUCUAUUAUUCUUCAAAACAAAAAUUGUCAAACAUAUCAAACGGUAUAUAAAAGUUUAGGAACUCAAUAUAAUAUAGAAUUUUUAAAAAAGAAGAAAGAAGAAAUAUUAAAAUCAAAUAAGUUACAAAAAUUUCUUUAUCAAUUUUUUCCUAUUAUUGAAAAAUCAAUAAUCGAAAAUCUGAUAAUAUCUCCGAAAGAAGAACAAAAAAAUAAACAAAGCAAUGAUGUUUUUCCAUUUAAAAAUAUCAAAAAUUUAAAUAAAAUAUUUAUAUAUACAGACGUGAAAUAUACAACAGAUAAAGUUGUUUUAUUUACACUCUAUUUAUCUUUAAUAAAUUAUUUAAUAUUUGUAAUUUAUGUUAAUAAUCAUAAAAAUGAUAAUUUUAUUGAAGGAGUUAAUACAGAUAGUUAUAUUCUUAUUUGUGCUGUUGUAAAUGAAAAAGAUUAUAAUUUGGUUAUUGCUGGAUGCAGUAAUGGAUUGUUAGUUAUAUGGAAAUUACCUCAGAAUUUUUAUGGAAAGUCGAUUUUAGAUUCUAAAAUAAACGAAAAAACAAUUGAUAUAGAACCUUACUUGUUUAGUAGCAUUGAGCAAUCACACAAAAGAGAAGUAACGUCUCUUAUAUUUUUAAAUGAUAAAAACUUGAUAUUAUCUGAAAAGAAAAUAUCUUUUAAUUACCAAAAAAAUUACCAUUUAUUAAUUUCCAUUUCUGUUGAUGGAACAAUUUUAAUAUGGGAUGCAACAAAUAUUGAAAUCAUUGAAGUAAAAAAUAAUAUGAAAAAAAAAGAAAAGGAGCCUGUUGAUGAAUUGUAUAGUUUUAAACCACUUUUCAAAAUAACUAUUACUAGACCAAAUACAGAAUAUUCUUUGGGAUUCACAUAUUUUCAUUUUAUGGAAAUAAAUCCAAAUGUCGCAUCAUUUUUCGCAUUUUCAGAAGAAGGAGAAUAUAUAGUCGGUAAUAUGUACGGAUGUAUGCAAAAAGAGAAAAACUACUCUAUUAUUGGAAAAUUAAAUGAUGAUUAUAAAAAUUUUAAGACAUUGUUAUGUGUAAAGAGAAAUAAUAUCUUGAAAUCUUUAAUUCUAACUUUAACUGAUACCAAUUUUUAUUUAUGGAAAGAAAAUGAAGAACAUCCUUUAUAUAUAUCUCCCAAGAGCAAUGAAAUAUAUUCUUGUUGUGAAUUUAGUCAAGCAAAAAUAAGUAUAAUAUUCAUAGGGAAAAUAAAUGGACAAAUUGAAAUAUGGAAUCUACUAGAUCAAAAAAAUCAUUAUAUAUACUCAUUAACGAUUAGUAGUUAUAGCUUAACAUGCAUAAAUAUUUUUCAAAAUUAUGAUUCUGAAUUAUUUAAAAACUUAGAAAAAAAAAAGAAACCAAUUAAAAAUGAUAAUCUUGACAUUAUUUAUGAAAGUUAUGAUGAAAUUAUAGACACUAAUGAAUAUUUAAUGAGUAAAAAUGAAGAUGAUAUUUAUAAAUAUGCCUACAACAAGAUAAUAAUUGGAGAUUCUAGUGGAUGUGUUUUUGUUUAUGAGAUUGAAGAAAAUUUAAUAAAUUCAUCAAAAGAAGAAAUUAACGAAUUUUUACUGUGGAUGGAAAAUAGAAUAUAUUUGAAUAAACAAAAAAUAAAGAGACAACUAGAACUGUGUGAGGAAAAGGAAAAAAUGUUAAAGAAAGAAGAAAAAAAAACAAAUGAAAGAAGAGAGCAAUUAAAAACUAAGCUUGAAGAAGAUUACAAAAAUAUAUUAGAAAAAUAUAAAAGCUAUUUAUUAGGUCAAAAAAUAUAA